Molecule: messenger RNA, 1116 nt
Organism: Lachnellula hyalina
Lineage: Eukaryota; Fungi; Ascomycota; Leotiomycetes; Helotiales; Lachnaceae
Product: Heterokaryon incompatibility protein 6,OR allele
Exons: 2
Coding region: 1-1116 (371 amino acids)
Source: RefSeq, a predicted model, not a curated record
AUGCAUCACGGAAUCUAUGGUUACAUGACUCAAUCCUUUAGCUCCACCAUCCCACGAGAUAAAAUCUAUGCAAUACUAGGACGUUCUGGUGAAGCGAAACAGGCCAUUCCAAUAGACUACACCGGUGAGAAAGACGACUCGCAAAUCUUUACAGAAGCUGCUGCAUAUAUCUUAUCGAGCAACACGGGUUUAGCAAUGCUACAAUUCACACAGAUGAAUGCAAACACUCUAUAUAAACCUUCAUGGGUCCCAGACUUUGCAACCCAAUCACUUCCUAGCAGGGAUUUGAUCGACUGCAAUUACGGUGCUGACGGUGGAUAUUUGGCUUGGGAACGCUUGACUCCUGAUAAAGUCUUCAAAGACUCACAAUUGCACGGAUACCGAUCUGGUAGCGACAUAAGAGGUGACAAUUCAAUGUUCGGGAAAGUCACUCGUGUUACAUACGGCUCCGAUGCAGAAGUCUCGGAAGACAUGAAAGUCCUGAGUCUAGAUGGUCUAAUAUUCGACAAGAUUGAGUUCGUGGACCCAGCGCCAGAUUUCAACGGCUCUCUCGUUCCAGGUUUGGAAUGGAUUGAGAGAUUGGAGUUCGGGUCAUCGGCCAGGGUAUCACUUGUUAGACUACGAAAAGCUGCAACAAGACGGCAGUUAGUCGUAGCAUCGCGAGAUCGGGACCCCUAUAUAGAUGAACCAGGUGGAAGCGACGAAGCUUUUGGACGCACACUCAUCGCAGACCGCAUUCCUCACUCAAACAAGCUCUAUCCUCCAUUCUCCUCACAUAUCGAAAACUUCAAGAGCUAUCUAUCAAAACCUCUAUCCGAAUUCUUACAAGCGCCAGUCAAUAUCCAAACCUAUCCAUAUUCGAUAUUUGCAAUGAAAGCAUUCCAAAGAAGAGCUUUCAUGAUCACUGACAAGGGUUAUAUGGGCCUUGCGCCUAGUCAUGCUCAAGUGGGAGAUCUGGUGUGUAUAUUUCGGAAGGGCGACGUGCCGUUCAUUCUGCGCCCAAUAGGAGAGGGGUAUCACGAGCUUGUCGGUGGUUGUUUUGUGCAUGGAAUUAUGGAUGAGAGUUUUGCUCAAAGAGCAGAAGUAGAGGAAGUAAAAGGCUUUCAUAUCAAAUAG